CACAGCCCGUUACCGUGAGGGGGCGUGCGGGCGGAACAUCUCGAGAUUCCGUUGCCGGAGAGAAGGGCGGGGAGGCGACAUGAACUCAUCAUCGGGCGAAGGGAGGCACGACGACGACUCCGCUCUCGCGGAAUUCCUCGCUUCCCUCAUGGACUACACCCCCACCAUUCCGGACGAGCUGGUGGAGCACUACCUCUCCAGGAGCGGCUUCCACUGCCCCGACUUAAGACUAACAAGGCUGGUAGCUGUAGCUGCUCAAAAGUUCAUUUCGGAGGUUGCAAGUGAUGCUCUUCAGCAUUGCAAGGCAAGGCAAGCAGCACCAGUUAAGGAUAAGAGCAAGCAACCCAAGGAUAAGCGUCUUGUCUUGACAAUGGAGGAUCUUUCGAAAGCCCUGCGUGAGGUGAGAAAAUUGACAGUCUCUUCCAUUUACUUUUUUGAAGUUACUUUCUUUGGCAUUUUAAUCUAUUGUUUACUGAUCGAAAAGAAAAAAAAGUUUGUUAUGAUUAAAGUCUAGCAAGGUAGUGUUCUC
Messenger RNA from Elaeis guineensis (African oil palm), 529 nucleotides. The record is from RefSeq and is a predicted model, not a curated record. NCBI's taxonomy places the organism in Eukaryota, Viridiplantae, Streptophyta, Magnoliopsida, Arecales, Arecaceae.